Molecule: messenger RNA, 2665 nt
Organism: Durotheca rogersii
Lineage: Eukaryota; Fungi; Ascomycota; Sordariomycetes; Xylariales; Xylariaceae
Exons: 1
Coding region: 192-2177 (661 amino acids)
Source: RefSeq, a predicted model, not a curated record
AAAUACCACCAGCUUCAAAGUUGACCGACCCCAUUUCUACCCCUCUCGCCAUUUCAGGUCCUUACUUUAGCCUCUAUACGGACGGACGAUCGAGUCUCGUCAUAUCUACGCCUGCGACCAACUCCAUCUGGCAGAUUCCCCUCCAACCGAGCUACAGGCUUCCGAUCUCGACCGAUUAAUCAUUCGAACUCAUGGUGGAGACUCGAAGCAGGGCGCAACACGGUGCCCAAACCCGGACUCUACGUAAGAGAAAGGUUCGCGUACCUUCUCCAGGGUCGGGAAGCGAGAAGGAGGAGGCUGGCGAGAGAAGGGCUUCACUACCGAAAUAUGGAGUGAGUUCGCGCCUACGGUCGCGUGCCAACCCUCGAACUCGAAACCAACGGCCCCUUAACGACCAAACCACAAGCCCCAGACGAUCGGCGCGAAAUAUAAAGGAUGUAUCCAACUCCCUAGAGGCGCGUAUGCCACAAACUCCUGCCUCGUCGCUACAUAUUACGCAGCCGGCCAGGGCGACCACUCCUGAUAGUGGAAGUGAGGAUUCAGAUCCCGGCGACGCUGUGAGCACGACGCUGCUCGGUAUAGUCAAUAGCACCCGGAGAUCGUCGCAACGAUCCAAUAAGCCUAGCCACCGGAACACCGAAGAGGAAGAACCCCUUGGGCUUGAGGAGGGGCACCGAGAAGAGCCUCAGGAAUCAGAAGAUGAGCACCAAGAUAGCGAUUCCGAAGGAGAGAAUACCAGCCGUGAGAGCACUACAGAAGGACAGGGCCACGUGGACGCUGACGAGGCACGCCCUCCCCCGCGAAGUGGCCCCGCGGAUGAGGAGGCCGAUAUCGAGUACGCGAGCAUACUUUCUGAAGGGAGCUUCGCCCAGGACGUAGAAAAUUUCAAAGCUCGAUACCCCGAUGGAUACGAGAAUUCUGGUAUCUUCGAUGGCGCCCUUCGAGAUGACGGUACUACUGCCGUUCUUGAUCUGCGGCCUAUUACAAAGAUGGUCGGACUUAUGACAUAUCAGGCUUGGCGCGGUAAAGAAAAAAGAGAUGCCGCAUGGGCCGAGGAGCCUUUCGUCGAUUCCCAGGACACGGAGCGACCUCCUACUCGAGCUUUGCCUAUCCGAUCUUUGCUCUUAGUCUUGAGAAAGCUCGAGACGGUCAUUCUAGUGGCUCCCUGGUUCCGCGAGCCCCUCGAGCAGAACAGAUUCUUCUAUAAGCAUGGCGAUCUCCUAAGUUAUUAUUUCUCAAAAGUUGAAGCCGUGAUCCAACAUAUUCGGACACGCCAGCUCGCAGACGUUGGGCCCGACCAAUCAGAUAUAAACAACGACCCCGAGGCGCGCAGAAAGACAUCGGAGGCUCUUGCACACGUUAUUAUUCCCAUGUUGGUCCAUAUACUGGGAUCCAUACGGAAACUAGACUUCCCUGGGAAGCGGUUAUUACGAAUGACCAUUUCUAUCGGCCGGCUCCUGAGUAAUGUGGUGACUUGGAUUGAGAUACUAUAUGACGUCACCCUGAGAGAGAUGCUGUCAUCCCUAUGUGGCGAUGAGGGUUCACCCGAACCCGGAAACCUACAAAGGAAGCUCAGGGACCUUGCGGACCCCCUGACGGAGCUGUCUGGCGCCAUCAAGGACGGCUUGAGGGAGAUCGACAGAAAAAAGAGGAGCCAGGAAUUAAGGGAUAAGCUGCUGCUCAAGAAGCAACUGGAGGAUAAGGAGAGGCAACAGGAGUAUAUGAGGCAACUACUACGGCGGGAAGCCAGGGCUCAACAAUUACGAGAUGAGGAGAUGCGGGCCGCCAGAGAACACAAUUAUAGGGCGAAGCUAUCCAUGAGACGUAUUCACAUACCGUUGUCAGAAUCGGCGAUAUCCUACUACCAGAGCAAAAUACAGUCGGCUCAAGCGGCGACAUCGGCACCGCGGCGGCAGUCUCCUCGCCGAGGGACGAGCGCCUGGUCACAUGAGGAGAGGCUAUUGCUCUUUCGCAAGAUACAGGAGUCGUAUCCCGAACUUCCGCACUUGGACGAACUGAGCUCGGAGAUUGACAGGGAGCCUGGAGAUGUAGAGGCUGCAGCCGAGGAGAUCCUCGGCCUGAUGUUGGCGAAUGUGCACCCGGAAAAGACGAAAGCGGACAUCGCGGUGCUCGUCGGCGGCUUGAUGCGUGCUUACAGGCGUGCACAGCGCCGAUGAUAGGGCAGACCCACGCCGUGGAGCCGAACGCCGGCCCAACGCGAGUGCGAAGUCUUUCUCCCGUCUUGCUGUAUCCCGUACUACGUAGCUAGUCAUAUAUCUAGGCCAUAGCGCAAGGCCGGCGGUACAGGUCGUCGAUUUGGGAGUCAACGACCCACCCGAUGACUACGUAUAGUACGUAUGUACUGACGAUUCGCGGAGAGAGAGCUCCUCUGGCGAAAGGACAAGGAUAUAGGAAACUGGAUGUUGGCUGGCUAUUAUUUGCUAGGGAGAAAAAGGGGGUGUUCGGCCUGACGACCCAACCGAGCUAGCUCAGGUGGUUUAACUCAGGUGGUGGCCGUAGCGAGCGCUUUCUGUAGGUAGGUAUUAAUAUUUAUUGAUUUGCGGCCCGGGCGCACAGCUACUGGCUGCACAGGUAUGCACAAGCGGUCGCGGAGGCAUUGUCUGCAUCCUGUCGUCGCCGUCUCCCUACCUCCUCUGAAGAAGCG